This is a messenger RNA of Fonticula alba, 2556 nucleotides long. RefSeq lists its product as hypothetical. Gene Ontology annotation, molecular function: RNA binding. Gene Ontology annotation, biological process: tRNA N2-guanine methylation. Lineage: Eukaryota; Rotosphaerida; Fonticulaceae. The record is from RefSeq and is a predicted model, not a curated record. The transcript is spliced from 5 exons. Gene Ontology annotation, cellular component: nucleus. Bases 126 to 2480 code for a protein of 784 amino acids.
CAUUUUUCCGGCUUCAUGUCAGCCGGGGAGGCGGCCGCGGGCCGAGCGCCAGAUCGCCCUCCGUCCCCCCUCCCCCUCUCCUCCUCGCACCCGCUGCUUGUCCCUCCCGCCGCGCGCUCCCGCACAUGUUCCUCCGUGUUGCACUUCUCCGUGUCGCUCGUUCCUCGUCCUCCACUUGCCUCUCGCCCGCCCUCGCCCUUGCCUUUUCCCGGCCGUCCGCCGCUGCCGCUGUCGCCGCCGUCGCCACCGCCACCCCCCUCCCUGCCGGCGCCUCGUCUCCGGUGUCCCCCCAGCGGUUUUUCUCUUCAUCGGCCCCGCUUUCCUCUGUGCGCCGCCCGCGUGCUUCCAUCCCUGCCAUGGACGCCGCGUCUUCUGCCAGCCCUCCGACACCGUCCCCUGCCAUCGGGGACUACAUCACCCCGGCGGCCGAGCUGGUCCCCAUCACCGAGGGGUCGGCCACGGUUCUUUUCCCCACGGCGGCCGAGGUGUUCUACAACCCGGCGCAGGUCAUCAACCGGGAUAUCUCCAUCUCGGCCAUCCGGACUUUUGUGGCCCUGCGCCGGAUGGAGGAGCGCGACCAGGCCAAGUGCGGUGCCGGCCUGAUGGCGGACGUCCUGCCGGCACAGGCCGACCGCCUGAAGCGCAUUACCCAAACCCUGGCCGAGGUGGCGCCGGAGUCGGGCCAGGCCGGGCGGCUGGCCGCCCUCGAGGGGCUAGUCGCCGGCGGCGAGGGCCCGGUCACCGUGCUCGAGGCCCUGAGUGCCAGUGGCCUGCGGGCUGCCCGAUAUGCGCGCGAAAUCCCCGGGCUCACGCGCAUCGUGGCCAACGACCUCUCCCGCGAUGCGGUCCUCUCCAUUGAUCGGAACAUCGCGCACAACCGCGUCGAGCAUCUGGUGUCCUCGAACCUGGGCGACGCGAAUGUCGUCAUGCAGAAGCAUGCCAGUGAUGGCUUCACCAUCGUCGAUCUGGAUCCCUAUGGCACAGCCAUCCCCUUCCUGGACGCGGCCAUGGGGGCCAUCGAGUCGGGUGGCAUGAUGCUGGUCACUUGCACGGAUAUGGCCGUGCUGGCUGGCUCCAAUCCGGACUCUUGCUACAGCAAGUACGGCACCAUGCCGGUUAAUGGCCGGUAUUGCCAUGAGCUGGCCUUGCGCAUCCUGCUGGACUCGCUGAGCGCCUAUGCGGCCAAGCAUCGCCGGUACAUCGUGCCGCUGGUGUCCCUGAGCAUCGACUUCUACAUCCGUGUCUUCAUCCGCGUCUUCCGUAGCGCCUCCGAGGUGAAGCUGGUUGCACAGAACUCCUCUUCCAUCUACCAGUGCUCUGCCUGCCCUAGCUUCCAUACGGCCCCGAACGCUCGGCCGCUGUCCAACAAGCACGGCCAGGUCGUGCGCUAUGGUGCCGCCCGGCCGCCGACCGGCGACCAGUCCUUCUGCGAGUCCUGCGGGCGCCCGGCGCAUGUCGGCGGCCCGAUUUGGACCGGUCCCCUGCACAAUCAGGAUUUCAUCCACGCCAUGCUGGCCAUCGUGGAGGCCACGCCCCCCUACGUCGAGCCAGUGCCAGACGCCACCGAUGCCCCGGCGGCUGCUCAGGCCAAUGCGGCGACCGAUGCCGGCACCGGCACCCCCUCGACUCCGGAGCCCGAGCUCCCGAUCACCUCCUUUGCCAAGCCGCUGCGCACGCGCGAGCGCAUCAUCGGCAUGCUGAACAUGGCCCUCGAGGAGCUGCCCGACGUGCCCCUGUACUACACUCUCUCGGACAUCCUCGGCACGGUCAGCGUAUCUGGCUUGCCGAUGACUCUGGCCCGCUCGGCCCUUCUGAAUGCCGGGUACCGGGUGUCCGGCUCGCAUGCGGCCCGCGAUGCCCUCAAGACCGACGCUCCCCAGGAAUUCAUCUGGCGCACGGUGCGCGCCUGGGCCCGGCACCAUUACAAGGUGCGCUUCUCGAAGGCCAGCCGCGGGAAGCCCACGCGCGCGCUGCUCAUGGCACGCAUCGACCAGGAGGCGGUGGCCAAGGCGGCCCUGGCCAAUGAGCAGGCGGCCGAGGCCCGGGCCCAGAAGCUGGCCCGCCUGGCCGAGCGCCAGGAGGCCGGCCAGGCUGUCAGCUCGGUGUCCUCGCGGGCCACUGCCAUCGAGACCGAGCGUGUUCCCACCGAGGAGGAGGAGGAGCAGGAGUACCGUGCCCGGCUGGAGGAGGCCCUCCGCGCGGAGAAGGCCCGCCUGGCGCGCUUCCACAUGGACGACUCCCAGGGGCUGGUUAGCCGGUUGGAGGCGCAGCUGGCCGAGCCCUGGCGCCCGGUCAACUUCGACCUGCAUCCGGAGGCGGAGCCGCACUCGCGUCGGGUGGGGCUCACCCGCUUUGCUGUUCUGCCGGCCGGCUGGGGUCCGAUGGCACGCGCGCGUGUCCGCAUGCGCGAGGCCCCUGGCGAGGACAUCGACGAGCAGUCCGAGCAGGAAAUGGAGCACGAGCAGCAGCCCGCGCAGUAGCCGAGCAUGCUUUGUGACGCCCGUUGCCCCUGUUUCCCGAUGGGCCCUUAGCUAGGAGGCUGUCCCCCCCCCCCCC